CUAAUAGUGACUGAAAAGAAAGAACAGUAUUCUCAAAAAAAGGGAAGAAAAUAGAUAGAACAGUGGCCUAAUUAUUGGUGCCAAUAAGCCGCCAGAAUAGCUAUCUUCAUGCACGAGAUCGGAAGCUCAGCCGGCUUGAGCAAGAUCCAUGGCUUCCGAGCAGACGGUGCACAUGAACGGAGGACAAGGGGACACAAGCUAUGCCCGCAACUCCAGCCUGCAGAACGCUGAGCAGAACAGGAUGAGGCCCCUCAUAGAAGAGGCCAUCGCCGAUCUACUCAGCGCCAGCGCCUCCAUGCCCAGAAGCAUGGUGGUCGCGGACCUGGGAUGCUCCUCCGGCCCAAACGCUCUCGCUCUGGUGUCGAUCGCCGUUGACGCCAUCCGCGGUCAGUGCUUUCGUUCCCGGCAGCCGCCGCUGGAAGUCUGCGUCUUCCUCAACGAUCUUCCAGACAACGACUUCAACAUGGUGAUGAAGAGCUUGGUGGCGUUCCAGCAAGGCCACAGGUCGGUCGUCACCGGUGUUAUACCAGGGUCGUUCUACGGGAGGCUCUUCACCACUGGCUCCUUGCAUCUCGCCUGCUCGGCCAACAGCCUGCACUGGCUCUCCGAGGCUCCUGAAGAACUGAGGAGGAACAAGAUCCCGGCAUACGACAUCGAUGAGCACGUGAGGCGAGGAAGACGGCGUGUGGUCAUCGGAGCCUAUGCGCGGCAGUUCAGGAAAGAUUUCAAGCUUUUUCUUGAGCUGAGAGCCAAAGAAUUGGUUGCAGGAGGGCGAUUGGUUGUUUCCCUUGCCGGGAGGCGCUCUGAAGAACCUGCUGCCGAAUUCACUCAUGCCUGGGAAUCAGUCGUCCUUAUAUUAAGUGAGAUGGCCUCAAAGGGUGUGAUUAACAAAGCAAAGUUUGAUACUUUCUACGUACCGAUAUACGGACCUUCUGAUGAAGAGCUGAGGGAGAUCAUCCAAGCAGAGGGUUCUUUCUCAAUAAGGGAGAUGCAAGUGAAUGAGCCUACAAGCAAUGUGGAAAGCACGCUGAUCUCCCCGAACAAGAUGGCCAGUCUGCUGAGAGCUGGAUUUGAGCCGAUAAUAGUCCAACAUUUUGGGUCGUCUGCGGAGAUCAUGGAUGAAUUUGUGAGGACUGCGGAACGACGCUGGAGCCGGCAGGGCAGCUUGGAAGAGGAGCUGGCCGGAAACCCGAGGGUUAUUUUAGUUGUGUCGCUAAAAAAGAAGAUAUAACGUGUCAGGGCAUCUCGACCCGCAAAUUUGCUCCGGCAGUAAAGGACAAUUUGAAAUUUAAAUAAAAGUCCGAUCCAUAACGCGUGUUGGAUCGCACGAGCGCCGGAUCACAUGUCCGAUCACAUCGAAAACAGACAAGUAUGCUUAAGUUUUACAUAUCCGAUGAUAAAAGAAUAUUCGUCCGACA
Molecule: messenger RNA, 1418 nt
Organism: Triticum urartu
Lineage: Eukaryota; Viridiplantae; Streptophyta; Magnoliopsida; Poales; Poaceae
Source: RefSeq, a predicted model, not a curated record